Messenger RNA from Odocoileus virginianus texanus, 6880 nucleotides. NCBI's taxonomy places the organism in Eukaryota, Metazoa, Chordata, Mammalia, Artiodactyla, Cervidae. The record is from RefSeq and is a predicted model, not a curated record.
UACCAGGGCAGUCUCCUGGCUGUUGGAAAUAGGGCAGUGGGUAGCACUGGUAUUUGGGGUGAGGAAAGGGAGAUGGAGUUAGGGAGCUAAGCUGCUGGCUGUCAGGAGAGCCAUGAGUACCAGUCCCCAGUUUGCAUUUUGCCCUGAGAGCAGUGGGGAGCCACUCGGGGAUCUUGGGUUUGUGAGUGACUGGUUAGAUUGUGCCCUCAUGAGUGACUUGGGGUGGGUUGGUGCGAGGCUACAGUGGGUCGGGGUGGUUAACAGAACACCAGAAGGCCCAGCACCAAGGAAGGGCCUUGGGAACAAAAGAAAGAGCAAGACCACACGACAGGGGGCCGCGGGGACGGGAAGGCCCAGGGAUGGAGGAGGACUUCGGGAACGCUCUGCAGCCGGGUGACUUGGCAGGCCCGGCUGCACUGUGUGCUGGAAGGGACAGGCCUGGAGUGGGUGACGGCGGGUGGUGUGGAGAGGCUGAGCUGAGAGUCCUCAACAGCUCCUCGGUAGAGACUGCUCUGGAGCCGUGAGCGCUCCUUCCUGCGUGGGCACUGAAGCCAGGGUGUGGGGUGUGCCUUCCCAGGAGUGUGUGUGGGGUGAGAGAAAGAAGACUGACCCUGGAGAGGCCUGAUGCUUCACGUCCGUAGGACAGAAUAGAUAAGGUAACAAAAAUCUGAUUGAUUACCUCCUGCCUUUUGAGGGGAUGGGGGCAAGAUAGUGAGCUUCUUGUAUCUGUCACAGAGCCUCAGGUUGUUGGUUAAACAGCAAAAUGUAAGAUACCAAAAGUGCAAAAUCACAGAAUUGAUUCCCCGGGCCUUCCUGUCAAAUGUGUUUGUUUGCCUUUCAAGAAAGUUCCAGAUUGUCACUCAGCUCAAAGGACCUCAUUCUCCUCCAGCCUUAGGGUUGGUCCUUUCAGCAAGUUCUCAUCACUAGAUCUCUGGAAAGAGACCUCCUCAGAUCCAGAGAGGGAUCCAAGAACUCUCUGGGUCCUCUCGCUCUCCUCCCGGGACCCGUUUCUAUGUAGUGCCUCAGUGUUAGAGUUGAUGGGACUUUGGAAGGACUGUUGAGGAUACAGAGGCCAAGUGUGUAGUGCUUCCUCCCAAGCUUGUCCCCACACUGAGGGGCCGCCAGGAGAGAGUAAGGAAAGGCUGGCGUUGCACCAGGAGCUCCUCUGCCCACAGGAGGCGCAGGGCCCCACAGGGCUGUCUGGUCUCUGGACGAGUGCUGUUAACAGUGACCUUCGCCUCUUAUGGAACCUGCUCACAGAAAGGCACAGGAGACAAGCUCUCCUUCUGCCCUGUGCAGUCCUGGUCCCCUGCCUCGCUCUUGGACCUUAGCCGUUUCCCCUGGAUAUUGCCCACGGAGCUGCUGGCAGGGGUCAUGUGUGAGCAGUCAUGCUUUCUUCCUCCAGCCCGCCCAGGCUGCACUCUCCUCUUACAGGCCAUUGAGAAGCCACUACACAUGGCUUGGCCUGUUUCACAUAACCUGAAACUGUGUGUCCACCUAAUCGUUACACAAUUUUAAUUGGAUACCAGUUGUUUGCUGGUGGGUGAUUCUGUUACCAAUAAAAGCCCUUUCGCUGCAUAGCAUUCUAAAUGAAGCUCAGUUACCUGAGUCCCACCAAGAGCUCUCCUGGCUUCUGUCCCUUCAGCCUUCCCUUGAAUUCGUUUGUCCUCAUUCCUUGAUUACCCUCUGUAAUUCCUUUCUUAGCAGGCGUGGUUCCCGCCUUCCUGUCUUCCUAAACUUGUGGGCCUUAGAGGGAGCCAUAGGUGUGUGUUCACUCCACCUGCCUCUGGUUUCUUUCCCUGCCUCCCUGGGUCGUCUCCUCCCCCACCUCCCAGCAUACAGGCGCGCACUCCUUUCUCAGUAGCCCGGUGAAGCCAGGCCCUGUGGCUUCUUGGAGCCAAUGAAGCUGGACUGUAGAAGUGUCUUUGAAUAUGAGCCAUGAAUGACACUCACUGGCCCCAAGCAGCUGUGCUCUCCAGGGCUGUUUCUGCUGCUUCCUGGGUGCAGGCCGCCUCAGCCUUCAGGAUCUAGGCCAGGUGGGUGCUGGCGGGGCAAGGCUUCCAGGCCCCUCUUUCCUCAUGGGCUGGGGGCCCAGACACCCUGUGCUUCUUCCUCACAGCAUCCGCACCUGAGUUGGUAGGGUCAGUACACCAUGUCCCCACAUCCUGAAGCUCACUGAGCAGUGGGGUGGCCUUGCAUCCUCGUGUUCCAGCACUCAGCACAGUGGCAUUCAGAAAGCGUCUCGAAUGCCUGUUGAAAUGAUUCAGCCUGCAAGAUUCCCUCUCAGCCCACUCUGCAGUCACGCCUGAAGAUGCUUGCCGAGAGCCUGCUGUGUGCCCAGCCUUCUGAGGCACGCCUGUCACCGGCGCCUUGCUUGGAAUUCAGACCAGUCAGGAUUCUAGCUUCUGACAGCUGGGCUUCCUCCUUCUGGUUCUCAUUCCCUGCAGCUAGCUGGUUUCUCCUGUGCCCUUGGGGGGUGUUUUCCCAGACCUACUGCUGGGAGGACCUUUUAAACUCAGAAGAUAAAGAUCCUGAAUUAGCGGAGCCCCAUUGCAAUCCCAGCCAUCUGUGGGUAGACCAAACCAGCGGCUUGCUUGAAGGAAAUUGGUUCCUCAACUAGGGAUCAGACCUGGGUCAGGGCAGUGAAAGCACAGAGUCUCAGUCACUGGACCACUAGGGAAUUCCUCGCAGGGAACCUUUUUGAGUGGCUAAUACCAUUAGGACUUUACCCUGCUCAGGUCCCAUCUUUAGGCUCAGGUGCCACCGCUAAGACCUGCAUUUGAAAUUCCGACCAGUACUAGCAGGUGGGCCAGCCAGCUGGCCUGCGGUGCUGUGACUAAUGCCUCCUCAGUGGCCACACCCGUUUACGCCUGGCGCGUGCCCUCCAUUGUGUGCCAUCCGCCAAGGGCCCCUAUCGGGUUCCCGGUAGCUGGCACUCAGUGUGGAAUGCCAGCUGCCACUAAUAUUUGAAAAAUUCCCUAUGCUGCUUUAGGGCUGAGGCAGAACCCAGCUUGCCAUCUCAUCACAUGAGGAUGCCUGCUGGGAAGUGUACAUAGCUAGAACAGACAAGUUGCCGGAUGGCCCCUGUGGUUGAGAGUUAAGCUUCCUUCUCGGGCCCAAGUGGUCUGGGAUUUUCCUGAGUCUCCAUCUGUUUCCUUCUCUGUUUCCUCCUCCUUGGGCGCACCAAGUGGGGUGUGAGGCGCCGGGCUCCAAGUCACAGCAGGGAAGAAGGGCUGGACUCAUAAGCAGGUCAUCACAGGCGUGCCAAGUUCAGACAGAUCCGGAGAAGGAGGUGUGGAGGUCAGUCCUGCCUGCAGGGUCAGGAGUCUGGAAGGGCCGGUGAAGGAGGGCGCAUUUGAAGCAGAUUCGCCUGAGAGGAGAAGGAAGAACCAGCGUGUCCUAGCUUUCCCCCUUCCCACUGUCAAGACUCCUGAAGCUGCCAUUGGAGGGCAGGUAAGAGGUGGAUUUAUUUAGAGAGAAACACCCUCCACAGACAGUGUGGGCCAGCUCAGAAGAUAAAUGUUCUUGAUGCAAGCAAAACAGGAAUGCUCUGAUCACUUACCGAAGGUCACUGAGGCAAACAGCCCUUUGUGAGAUCUCCGGACAGUGUACCAUCCCAGGUGGAAAGGGCAUGGGAUGGCAGACAGGUUAGCCAAGAAGCCUCAGAGAAGGUGCCGGUGGAUGUAGCUGCCCUUUGCCCCCUCCCGCCCCCCGCUGCGCCCUGCACGAUGAACCCCCCAGCCUACAGCUGCUUUGUGGACAGAGACAAGAUGGACUCGGCCAUCCCGGACCUGGGGCCCAAGGAGCUGAGCUGCAUGGAGCUGCCGGAGCUGAAGCAGCUGGCGCGCCAGGGCUACUGGGCCCGCAGCUACGCCCUGCGGGGGCAGGUGUACCAGCGCCUGAUCCGGGACAUCCCCUGCCGCACGGUCACCCCUGAUGCCAGCGUGUACAGAGACAUCGUCGGCAAGAUCGUGGGCAAGCACAGCAGCACCAGCCUGCCCCUGCCCGAGUUUGUGGACAACACGCAGGUGCCCAGCUAUUGCCUGAACUCGAAGGGCGAGGGCGCUGUGCGCAAGAUCCUGCUGUGCAUCAGCAACCAGUUCCCCGACGUCUCCUUCUGCCCCGCGCUGCCCGCGGUCGUGGCUCUGCUGUUGCACUACAGUGCCGAUGAGGCCGAGUGCUUCGAGAAGGCUUGCCGCAUCCUGGCCUGCAAGGACCCCAGCAGGAAGCUGGUAGACCAGAGCUUCCUGGCCUUCGAGUCUUCCUGCAUGACGUUUGGGGACCUGGUGAACAAGUACUGCCAGGCAGCCCACCAGCUGAUGGUGGCCGUGUCAGAGGACGUCCUGCAGGUGUACGCGGACUGGCAGCGCUGGCUCUUCGGGGAGCUGCCCCUCAGCUACUUCGCCCGUGUCUUUGACGUCUUCCUGGUGGAGGGUUACAAGGUGCUGUACCGCGUGGCGCUGGCCAUCCUCAAGUUCUUCCACAAGGUGAGGGCGGGGCAGCCGCUCGAGUCAGACAAUGUGAAGCAGGACAUCCGCACCUUCGUCAGGGACAUCGCCAAGACCGUAUCUCCCGAGAAACUGCUGGAGAAGGCGUUUGCCAUCCGCCUCUUCUCUCGGAAGGAGAUUCAGCUCCUGCAGAUGGCCAAUGAAAAAGCUCUGAAGCAGAAGGGCAUCACCGUCAAGCAGAAGAGUGUUUCACUUUCUAAAAGGCAGUUCGUGCACCUGGCCGUUCAUGCAGACAACUUCCACUCAGAGAUCGUUGGUGUGAAGGAGAUGAGAGACAUCUGGUCGUGGGUCCCUGAGCGGUUCGCCCUUUGCCAGCCCCUCCUGCUCUUCUCCUCACUGCAGCAUGGGUACAGCCUGACCAGGUUCUACUUCCAGUGUGAAGGACGAGAGCCCACUGUUCUGCUGAUCAAGACUACACAGAAGGAGGUGUGUGGCGCCUACCUGUCAACAGACUGGAGUGAGAGAAACAAGUUUGGGGGCAAGCUGGGCUUCUUCGGGACCGGAGAAUGCUUCGUGUUUAGGCUGCAGCCCGAGGUCCAGCGCUACGAGUGGGUGGUUAUCAAACACCCAGAGCUGACCAAGCCCGCAUCGCUGGAGUCCGCGUCCCUGGAGUCCGCCACCGUUUCAUCCUCCCCGAGCCACUCUCUGUCCUCUGAGAGCUCCGACCGCCUCUCGCCGUUCCUGGCUACUCGGCACUUCAACCUGCCCUCCAAGACGGAGUCCCUGUUCAUGGCCGGGGGCAGCGACUGCCUCAUCAUAGGUGGAGGGGGCGGCCAGGCGCUGUACAUCGACGGGGACCUGAACCGGGGCCGCACGGGCCACUGCGACACUUUCAACAACCAGCCUCUCUGCUCUGAGAACUUCCUUAUCGCUGCUGUGGAGGCCUGGGGCUUCCAGGACCCUGACAUCCAGUGACGGCCAUGAGCCAAUGGUGACCAAGCUGCUGCUGCCGGGGCGGGAGUGGGUGGUAGCUGGGCCCCCCUCAGGGAGGUGGUGUUGAGUGAAGACCCCCACAUGCGUGGGCACCAUCAGGGUGCAGCUGGGCACAGUGCUGGUCUAGGCAGUGGUGCCACAGCCACAGCUGGCCCUCCUGGACCUGCUGUACUUGCUACUCCUUCGCCCUGCACUCAGGCCCUGGCCGGCCUCUGGGCAGGCGUCCCGUGCGGGAGGCCGGGUCUAUGGCCCCUGAGCCUCAUUCCCCCGGGGUGAGAGGGUGCUGGGGCCAGCUGAGCGGGCGGGGUGAAGGAGCCUGCUCAAGCGCAGGCCCGUGGCUCCCCCUGCUGGUGCCUCUGGGCAUCUCUCGAGGAGGCCCUGCAGUUCCUGCCGGCCUGCGGCAGGCGGGGCCUCGGGGCUGUGGGUCCCAGGAGACCACAGGUGCCCUGUGGACUGUACCUGGUGGGCUACCACCAGGCUCUGCUAGAGCCUCUGACUCAGUUCCCUCCUCUCCGGGGCUCCUCUAGGACAGGAGCCACCGGUGAAUGAGCCGCGUGCAGGGCUCCGGGCCUCUCCCCAGGGUGGGCCGAGGGCUGGAGGGGACGGUGCGUGUCCUUGUGUUUUUGCAGAGCCUGAAGCCUCUGCUGGGCCUCAGGGUAGAGUUACGCCUGGAAGGGCCCUCUGGGACAGACCCCACACCAGCCAGCAGUAUUUCUGGGCCCUGCCUGGAGAAGCCUGGACCCACGGAUCCUUCUGCAGCCUCCUCUUCUCCAGCUCUGGGCCUCCUCAGCUCCCCAAGCUCCCUGCUGUGGCCCCACUUGACUGCAGUGACCUGGCCCGGGGUCUCAUCUGACCCCCCACACACGCUGUCUUAUCCCGCCUCCCCUCACCUGGUGCCACCUGCCCUCCCAGCUCCUUCCACAUGGACCUUCCUGACCCACCAUCUGUGUAUCCGUCUCACAGUGCCGCCUGGGCCUGCAGGGCGGCCCUCCACCUGUGACUCCCUCAGCUGGUCCUGAGGGCCUGGCCACCCAGAGGGAGGAGAGAUGUGGACACUCAAGGGAUCCUGCCCCCUUGGUGCCCUAUGUGCCCCCACUCCAAGCCUUGUGCUCUCCCUGCGGGGCAUGCAUCCUCACUGCCCACCUCCUCAGAUCUCCACUGAGCCCGGCCACAGUGAUAUGGAAGGACACACCAGGAACCCUGUGUGGCUUUGGGCAGGCCAGUGAACCUGUCUAGAACUCAGUUUCCCCAACUGUAAAAUGGGCCGUUCACGCUGUGCUGCAGUCCCUGCAGGGCUGCUGAGAGGCCUGCAGAGGGGAGAGGUGCUGGGGGUGGGGGGCAGCUUCCUCCCCAGACACCACAGCCCUCGCUGCCCCUCCUCGAGCCCCCUCAGCCCUCACCUGUGCUUCGGUGUUCAUUAAUCAGCUGUGUAAACUGCA